Messenger RNA from Trichoderma harzianum CBS 226.95, 3242 nucleotides. RefSeq lists its product as hypothetical. The coding region runs from base 1 to 3129 and encodes 1042 amino acids. The record is from RefSeq and is a predicted model, not a curated record. The transcript has 4 exons. NCBI's taxonomy places the organism in Eukaryota, Fungi, Ascomycota, Sordariomycetes, Hypocreales, Hypocreaceae. Gene Ontology annotation, molecular function: protein binding.
AUGGAGGCAAUCGUCCGACGUCUCUCUAGUGAGAUAAACCUGGAAAAAACUGAUGUGAGCAAAGGCGGCUCAAAAGCAAUAUCCAAGGGUUUAUCUUAUUACUCAUGUGGCCGUACUAGCCAUGGAACGGACAGCUCUGCUAGUGUGUUGAGAAGCCUCAUACAUUCGCUACUUCAACAACAGCCAAAGUUGAUCUCCCACUUGGACAAUGCUCUAAGCCGGACGGAAAGAAACCGGUUUGACAGCCCUAAAGACUUCUUUGCGUUAUCAGCAAUAUUCUUUAAUAUGCUGGAUGACCAAGCUUUUGUUCGAUCAUAUAUAGUGAUAGAUGGCAUCAACCAAUGUUCAUCUAGCCAUGGAGGAGACAGUGGCGAAGAUCUUGGCGAUUUGAUGCGGUUAAUCGAGGCGACAGCAGAUGUUCCGCAUAAAAUCAAGUGGCUUUUGUCCGCAGAUAUGGAUGCUCAUGCCGAAUUUGAGUUGAUACGAGAAGGACAUUAUCAAUGCAUCAAUCUUGGGGGGGCUACCUGGACACCUGGGCUCGCGGGAAUCUUUCGCCGAAACCUCGUUUCCAUAGUUGGCCAGCUGGCCAAACAAAGAAGAUAUCCAGAGCAGAUCAAAGAAGAGGUUUUAAGACUUAUCGGCAUAAGAUCACGAGGCAAUGCUCUAUGGAUAUUUGUUGCUUGCUCCCUUCUUCGAAAAGAAGAGAGCUGGUACGCGGUUGAAGCCCUCAAAGAGAUGCCUGAGAGACUGGAUGAGUUGUACGAGUACGCGAGAGCCAAUUUGAGAAAGCUUCCUCGUCAAGAUCCCAUAUUCUGUGAAUCAGUGCUUUCGACCGUGGCCAUUGUGCAUCGCCCCCUUCUGGUGUCGGAAUUGGUACUACUUGCAGAUCUACCGCCAGAAGUUGAUCCAUUGGCAAUAAUCGAAAAGUGCUCACUCCUAGAAGUACACUCAGGCAUUGUCAAGUUCGUUGACCCAACAGCCCGACAUAACACAUGGGAAGAACUACAUCAGAACUUGGCCAGAUUUUCAGAGGCGCAUUCUAUCAUCACGCGGAGAGCCCUAAGAUUUCUAUCAGCACACUUCGAAACGGCCACUUUGAGUGUAACCGGAAUCAACUCUGGUCAGGACCAGAACAAAGAGGAGAGCUUAGUCAACGCAUAUGGGACUACUCAUUGGAUAAUGCAUCUUCUCGAUGUAAAAGACAUUGCCAAAGAUAUAGAGACAACAAGCCUGGUGGUUUCCUUCAUACAGAAUCAUUUCUUGCUCUGGUUAGACGGAAUCAUCUCCAAUGGUCUUCAAGCCGAUACCCUCAUGUUCAUGAAGAAACUUGAGAGUGUUCUACUUGUGAGUAACCCAAAGAGCACAAGUACAGUCAAGUCGCCAAAAUGUUGCGUCCAGGCCAUCCGUUCCCAUAUGUCUAGCGACAGCAUUUUCAGCACAAAUCCCAACAGUGUCAUAUUUUACCCAGAAGAGAGCGCUUUAAGACAAGACUGGGUGGCCAAGAACAAAUCUUGGCUAAUUAUGCCGCCAAAAAUGGCACAAAGCUGGGGCGAUAGCUCCCUCACUUUAGCCGGGCAGAGUCGUAUUCGAAGCAUCGCAUUCUCUCCAGAUGGGAAGCUUUUAGUAUCAGGAUCUGAUAGCGAGGCUAUACGCGUGUGGGAUGCUGAAACGGGAGAGGCACAGAUAACUCUCAACCGCUCUGGAGAUUCCGGAUAUUACGUUACCUUUUCUUCCAAUGGCGAACUAGUCUGUGUUUCUGAUAAAGGUAUCAUUUAUUUAUAUCAACUAAGGACGGGACGCGGUUUCAAGACCUUGACCGUCUAUGGACGUAAGGGAACGUGGAUAGCCUCUGGAGGCAAAGGGGGAGACAUCAAGAUCUGGGAUGCGCGACAUGACAAUGCAAUACAGAGAACACUACAAGGCCAUGAAGGAGAUGUCAAAUCCGUUGCAUUUUCGAGGGACGAAAAACGCCUUGUCUCAGGCUCUGACGAUUUGACAAUCAAGGUCUGGGAGAGUGAGUCAGGAGCCCAGAGACAUGUGAUGAUAGGACAUGAAAAACCUGUGACUGCAGUUGCCUUCUCGUCGCAAGGGCGCCUUGCAUCAGGAUCUGACGACAUGACUCUCCGGCUCUGGAGUCCAGAAGGCAGCGUGAGCAAUGACAGGAGUACCCUAAGUGAGCUCGGCAACGAAAAGCCCAUCAACUUUAUAGCCAUGUCUCCCGACGGUAAAUAUCUGGCAUCAAGUUCUAGGGACAACAUUCACCUCUGGGAUGGAACGACUGGUAUACCGAUGAUGACCCACGAGCUUAUACAGGAGAAAUUAAUCUCUAUAUCGUUCUCCCCUGACGGGAAACGUUUAGUCUCGUCUUCGCGAGAUGGAACCGUGGGGGUUUGGGAUGUAGCCACUGGAACAAAAUGUCGCACAUUUAAAGCUCACACCCAUUGGGUUAGAUUUGCCACCAUCUCCCCUGAUGGAACCUCUAUUGCCUCAGCAUCCAAUGACCAUAAUUUGAUGGUCUGGAACUGCCAAGAAGUUGGAGAGGAGGAAGAUGCAGAGAUUCUUCCGGGUCACAGCGGCAAGGUCAUUACGGUCGCUUUCUCUCCAGAUGGAAGGCUUCUUGCCUCAGGGGGGCUGGAUUCAAAAAUAAUAAUAUGGGAUCGCAAAUCUCUAGAAAAAAAGGGCGAAAUGACUGAUCACUCAGAUGGCGUCCUAAAUAUCAUUUUCUCGCAGGACUCUUCCCGAAUUGUGUCGCGGUCAAAAGACUUCACCUUCUGUGUCUGGGAUUCAAACACUGGGGCUCUCAUCCAAGGUCCCAUGAAAGCUUUCAACCCAAAUCGUUACAUCGGAUUCGAUCUUCGGAUACCGGAAUAUUUUCUGACUGAGUAUGGAGUCGACUUGUCGACCUUGAACCCUUCGCCCUUCCCGGUCCAAGAAGGCCAAAAAGUUGCACGGUAUGGAGUAGGGCCACGUGGUGACUGGAUUACAUGGAAUGGCAAGAAUAUCAUCCCUAUACCAAAGAUGUAUAAACCUACGGCGUCGUGGGUGCAAGGCAACAUCGUGGCUAUCGGAACCCGGUUGGGCGAGAUGUUGUUGUUUCGGUUUUCCACAGAGGUAGAACCGCCAAACUAAGGUAGAUGCAAGCGAGGCUUCGGGUUUUUUGUGUAAGACCAUUCAGUCUUACAACAUGUAGGUCAAGUAGCUUAGGUUAGUAGGUACUGAGGCAGCAUAGGUAUGUAGUAUUG